UGUACACCAGAAGUUAGUAGUAAUGGGUUGCUAAUUGUUUAACAGCAUCUGCUUACAGGCUGUAAGACUAACCAUGUUUUAAAACAAUCUUGGAAAUUAUUGUAUUGAUUUGUGCUAUAUGUUUUGUACUAACUUCCUUACCACAGCUCAGUAUAGUUGUUUGGUUCUGUCUUUCAGAUGGAUGUGUCUCCCUUUCUUGUUUCUCUGCAGUGAAGUCUACUUCCUUUAUUCCUUUUUGUAAAGAAUGUGGUCGCUCAAGUCUUACAACUGUGAGCAAUGUGGAAAUGAUUUCAUCAGCCGUACAGCCUUGUACGGCUGAUGAAAGCUAAGCUAAGCACCUUGGAAAAAUUAAUUGUGAAAAAUGUGGUAAAGAAGUUUUAAAAGAGAUGCUUCAGAAUCAUGAAGAGUAUUGUGGACUCAGGACGUGCAAAGGAUACUCUAGUUUUUGUGAACCAUGAAAGGACAACCAGUGAGAAACCAGUGUGUUGCUGGGAUGUGCCUCAGAAAAGGGAAGCAAAAUUUGUGGCCAGAGAGGUGUCAACCUCCUGUAGGAUGUGCCGAAGGCAGUUUGGAACAAUCCACAGUAGAGAGCACCAUGAGGAACAAGAUCAUCACUUCACAGCCAGCAAAAAAGCUCAAAUGUCCACUGGGUUUUCACCUGGGAACAUCUUGGAGUAUAGAACUCCACAAGAACUACAAGCAUUUGUGCAAGAAAAGCUUCGACCUAUCUCAGGCCCUGUGAGCAUUGCCUGUGCUGUGGAAAUAGAGGCAAUUAUUAGUGUGAUCAAGGAAUACUUCCCAUUGCCAGUAGCUAGUCUAAUCAAGGGAGACUCGUAUAUAAAAGGAACGGAUACUCAAGUCUGGUCAGAUGUUGAUAUAGUGCUAUUUAGUGAAGCCUUUGAAAAUCUGGAAGACUGCAAAAAGAAAUUGCCAGAGGUUAUAGAUGAUUUAGGAAAAAGACUGAAGAAGUCUUCAUGGGCCAACAGGAUAGCAAUGAAGAAAAGGACCCAGUUCUCCUUACGAUUUAAUUUCAAGUGCUAUAAGAAUCUCCACAGUCACUCAUUUGAUAUCAUGCCCUGUUAUGAAAUGCUGGGGCCUGCGCCAUCAACAGGUUUAAAAUGGAGCUUUUACCACAAUCUCUAUCUCUGCCACGAUACUGACAAAAUCCAGCUGUACACGAUGUCUCUGCUGCCAUACCAGGUUGAGUUUAUCAAGGAAUGCACUGUGCAGGUGAAAGCUCUGAUACGCUUGGUUAAGUAUUGGUUCAGGACUUCAUUUGCUAUGCCAAUGGAACAAAAUAGGUUUCGCAGACUUCCUUCUUCCUAUGCUGUAGAGCUCAUCACAGUCUACAUCUGGCAGCUGGCUGGGAAACCAAUAUUUUUCAGCCUUGUUCAGGGCAUGAGAGCUAUUCUAAAACUCCUGGUCCGGUAUUCUGAAAUCUGCAUCAUUUGGUACAAACACUACAGCCCCCAUUGCACAACUUUCAAAAAGGUGUUGAAGAAACAAACCAGGCCAUUUGUUUUGGAUCCUACAAACCCAACUUUUAAUGUGUGUGAGAACAGCAAUGCCUGGGAUGAAGUGGCUCAUGUAGCAAGACGGAGCCUUCUUAAGCCUCUUUUUAAUGGUGUGCCAGCAAAGGAGCCCUGGCUUUUUACAAACAGCUGGUAAAAAACAGACAGGCUGACACUGUCAGUA
Alligator sinensis (Chinese alligator) is the source of this 1695-nucleotide messenger RNA. RefSeq names its product 2'-5'-oligoadenylate synthase 1A-like. The record is from RefSeq and is a predicted model, not a curated record. NCBI's taxonomy places the organism in Eukaryota, Metazoa, Chordata, Crocodylia, Alligatoridae. The transcript is spliced from 9 exons. Gene Ontology annotation, biological process: regulation of ribonuclease activity. The coding region runs from base 400 to 1668 and encodes 422 amino acids. Gene Ontology annotation, cellular component: cytosol; membrane; nucleoplasm. Gene Ontology annotation, molecular function: double-stranded RNA binding; 2'-5'-oligoadenylate synthetase activity.